AUGGAAGGUUAUGAAGCAUGUGAGGACAAGUGCAAAGAGCACUUUGUUGGAGAGCAGACAUGCUAUGAUACUUGCGUCAGCCACUGUGUCAUUGGGCGCAACAAGCUCAAGGAGCUUCGGGUGGAACCAAACUGCUAUGCUGAGAAAGUGCCACCAGGAGACUUGCCAGUGCCGCAGCCCAAAGAGCCUGAGGUGUAUGAUGAAGUCUACAAGGAACAAGAUUACCAGUGGUGA
Molecule: messenger RNA, 234 nt
Organism: Durusdinium trenchii
Lineage: Eukaryota; Dinophyceae; Suessiales; Symbiodiniaceae
Source: the annotation of a GenBank genome assembly